AUGCAUCCCCGGAAGAUUCCCCCUUCCCCUUGGGAUCCCCAUCCCAAGCCGGUCAGAUCCGCCAGUCUCACCUUCCGCGCGCCUCACGUCCCCCACUCGCGGAGUGCGCUUUCCAUUCCGCCAUACCCCUCCGCCUCCGCUUAUUCCUCCGCUCCCCCGUACCCUCCUCUUCCGUACUCUUCCGCUUCCCCGUACCAUCCCCCUCACCAGUACGCUUCUGCUGCGCAGUACUCUCCCGCUCCCCCUUACUCUUCCGCUCCGCCGUACCCUUCCGCUUCCGCCUACCCCUCCGCCUCUCAGUACUCGCCUUCCGCUCCCUCGUUCCCCCCCGCUCCCCAGCGGCGCGCAUCUUCCCCCUCACCGCCUGGGAGAAACUUCGUCAUUCGGUUCACGUGCGACGAUGACGACGACGAUGGUGAUGGCGACGGCGACGACAAUGCUGAUGCCAGUCGCGAAGGAGGUGGUAACUCGAAAAGUGACAUUUCGGGCAGCAGAUCGUUACCGCCGGCCAGGCGGGCCUCUCCGAUCGCGAUCCUUUCGCCGGGGAGCGGGGCAUCAAGGGGAGGAGGGAGCGGCGGAAUAACCUCAGCCGUUGCCCUUCCGCCAAGACCUUCAACGGCUGUGGCUGGCGGAUCUACUGGGGCGGCGGCUGGCGCAAGCUCUGGCGGAGCAGGCGGGACUGACGGCGGAGCUUCCACGCAGUUUUUGAAGCAAAUUGCGCUCAUGCGCGAGCAGAUCGCGGCUUUUGAGCGCAGGGGGGAAGGCGGGAGCUCGGGGAACUUGGUUGAGGCAGGCGGGGGACAGGGUCCGGAUGCGCCUAAGGAAGGCGCAGAGCCAAUCAGCGGCGGAAACGCCAGCGGCGCUGGCGCAAGUGGCGCUGGCGCUAGUGGCAGCAAAGGGGAGAAGUCUUCCAAGGAACCAAAGCAGGCUGCAACUCCGGUUGUAGCAGCGCGCGGAUCAACACCACCGGCAGCAAAGACGGCUGUAGCACCGCCAGUGGCAAAGGCCUCUGUAGCUGCGCCGGCAGAAGCGCAGCCAGCGCGAAAGGCGGCUGUUGCAGCAGCACCACCUGCGGCUGUAGCAGCAGCAGCACCAGCAGCAGCAGCAGCAGCAACAACACCUCCAGCAGCAUCAGCAGCACAGCCAGUACCAAAGCCCGCUGCACCGGCUGCUACAGGCGCAGCAGCGGCAGCUGUAGCAGAGGCUUCUCCUGACGUCCCAGCACGACCAGGAGCUGUAGCAGAGGCUUCUGCUGACGUCCCAGCAGAAAAGGAAAGGGCUGGAGCUCCGCUUGCUACAGCUGCUGCUGCUCCUAGUACUACCGACUCACCAGAAGAUGUGAAGCCCGUGCACGCUGGUGACAGUGCUGAUGCUGCUUUUGAGGCUCCUAAAAACUUCCAUCUUCUCUCUUCCCAUCGUCUCUCUCCCUGCCGGAUCUCCAGGACUCACCAGAAGAUCGAUGGCAUGGACACCAGCGCUGACCCAGACAGUGGCGAGGACAUGGAGAUAGAUGACGAUGGUGGUGUUGGUGGUCGUGAGUAUGAUCCGAUAGCAGAUGCUUGGGAGGAUAAUUACAGGUUUGAUGUGACUGAAGCGAGGGGUGGUGGUGGCAUUCCUGAGGGUGAUGCAGCCGUGCAGCUUUCACCUGCGAGUGGGGGGUUGGAAGCAGCUGCAGUGCGAGUGUCACCACCACAGAUAGGAGUAGAGGCGGCACUGGAGGCGGAUGGGGCGUGGGCGGGGCUUGCGAGUGUGUGGCACGGGGCGGGGGGGUUCUCCUUCGGGGGAUGGCUGGAGGAGGAGAGGGCGGAGGGGAGUGAGAGGGGCGCGCAUGUGCAGGGCGCGCACCCACAGGGCGCUAGAGUGGAGGCAACAGACCCAUGUGCACAUGCCACCAACAACCACCCCUCUUCCAACCAUCCCUCCCCCAACCGCCCCUCUCCCAACCGCCCCUCUCCCACUCGCCCCUCCCCCAACUUUCUCUCCAGCCUCCCCUCUUCCAACUUCCCCUUUCUCAAAUGCCCCUCUCUCCACCCCGCCUCGCUCUGA
Closterium sp. NIES-65 is the source of this 2046-nucleotide messenger RNA. Lineage: Eukaryota; Viridiplantae; Streptophyta; Zygnematophyceae; Desmidiales; Closteriaceae. The record is from the annotation of a GenBank genome assembly.